Molecule: messenger RNA, 3349 nt
Organism: Sarcophilus harrisii (Tasmanian devil)
Lineage: Eukaryota; Metazoa; Chordata; Mammalia; Dasyuromorphia; Dasyuridae
Gene: FBLN7
Product: fibulin 7
Exons: 8
Coding region: 427-1746 (439 amino acids)
Molecular function (GO): calcium ion binding
Source: RefSeq, a predicted model, not a curated record
ACAACUUGAGGACUGGCAUAGGCUUUGCUGGGUAUUUGAGUGGGAGGAAUGGAAUCAGAGCCAAACCAAGCCACUUAGGUGUUAGCUCAUAAGCCCUGAGAGCAGCAGCAACCUCUGCAUCUGGGACAGCAACAGCUGUAGCAGCAGCAGCAGCAACAGUAAUAGCAGCAGCAACAGCGGCAGCAGCCCCACAACUACGAGCUGGGUGCACAGAAAAGUGCUUGCAAAAGCAAGAGUAGCCAGACGUUUCCCAGUCUUUAACAUCAUUAACAAACAGUUGGAACUCUCCAAGGCGUCCUAAACUAGAGUACUGCUGGAUUCCAAUUGUUGUCAGGGCUUUGGACCCAUUUAAGACAAUCUUGAGGGAGGCUGGGGGAAAAAAAGAAGCACUUUUCCUCUCUGCAAAGAAACUCACAAAGUAGCAAGAUGAUUUCAGGAUCUCAAUGUGCCUUGUUCUUUUUCUUGUCCUUCAUUGCCUGUCAAGGAUCUCCGGCAUCUCAGAACUGUCUUAAUAAACAGCAGCUUCUAUCUGCUAUCCGUCAAAUGCAGCAGCUGUUAAAGGGCCAAGAGACACGCUUUACAGAGGGAAUUCGUAACAUGAAGAACCGGCUGACGAUGCUCCAGAAUUCUGUGAACAAAGCUCUCCCAGAUGUCCCAGCAGUCUCCUGUCCUGCACUGGAAGCCCCACACAAUGGGAGAAAAUUUGGCAGCAAGUACUUAGUGGACCAUGAGGUCCAUUUCACCUGUAAUCCUGGAUUCCAGCUGAUUGGCCAUAGUAGUCUCCUCUGUCAGUCCAAUGGCAAUUGGACAGGUGACAAACCGGAAUGUAAAGAUAUCAGUGAAUGUGCUAGCCAUCCUUGUCAGAAUGGUGGAACAUGUGUGGAAGGAGUCAAUCAAUACAAAUGUACUUGUCCACAAGGAUGGAAUGGAAACAACUGUCAGCAUCAGGCUCAGACAGCGGCACCUGAAUGGAGUGUGACCAAUGACCCUGCCUUCAGUCGCAAGCCACGUUGUGCCAAGGUGGAUAGAACUCAACACUGUAGUUGUGAAGCGGGUUUCCACAUGAAAGGCACAGCGGACAACAGCAUAUGUCAGGAUGUGAACGAAUGUGAAGUUUAUAAGUUGGAAGGGGCCAACCAACUCUGUAUGCACAACUGCAUUAACACUCCUGGAUCCUUCCGCUGCUCUUGCCCAACUGGCUAUAGGACUCUUGAGGAUGGAAAAAGCUGUGAAGAUAUUGAUGAGUGUGCAGAUUCCCAGAAUACAUGUACACGGGGGACCACAUGUAUUAAUACAGGUGGCAGUUUUCAGUGUGUCAAUCCAGAGUGUCCAAAAAGCAGUGGUAAUGUGAGCUACGUGAAAACAUCCUCAUUCCAAUGUGAACGCAACCCUUGCCCCAUGGAUAGUAAAUCUUGUCACCAUGCUCCCAAGACCAUCUCCUUUCACUAUCUAGCACUGCCUUCCAGCCUGAAGACGCCAAUCACACUCUUUCGCAUGGCUACAGCUUCAGCACCUGGACGGCCAGGGCCUGACAGCUUGCGCUUUGGGAUUGUAGGCGGCAAUAGCCGGGGGCAUUUUGUUAUGCAGCGCUCUGAUCGUCAGACAGGGGAGUUGAUCCUCGUCCAGAGCCUGAAAGGACCACAGACAUUGGAGGUGGACGUUGACAUGUCAGAGUAUCUGGAUCGCACUUUCCAGGCUAAUCACUUGUCUAAGAUCACUGUUUUUGUGUCACCCUAUGACUUCUAGAAGGGCUAGGUGGGAUGGUCACAAGCACCAAUGCCUCGGGAUUGUUUCUAUGCACCAAAGACUCAGCUUUGGGCACUGGUUCUAAAGUCGUAUUUCCCCUUCUUAACCAAAUUCAUACCUUAGAGACUUUUUGGUCAUUGUAAUGUCGCUGUUCCACAUGAUGGUGCUGAAGUGUCAUCAAGACACUGACACCCUUAAAUGCCUUAAUGUUCUUCUAGUAGAUUAUGCACUAACCUUCUCAAUAUGCCUCAGGAAAUGGAGAGCUGCUUUAAACGAAUAGGAAUGCAAUCUGGAGUCAGUUGGGGAAUAGGAAAGGGCAAAUAUACUUUUCUGAUGAUCUUCAAAUAUUUCCUAUACUAGAAUAACUACAAUAAUUACUGCAGUACAGUACUACAGUAGUAUUUGAAAUACUAUUGUAGAGUGUUUGCCAGCUUGUGGCUUUAGAAAUAUUGCAUGCUAGAUCACAUUUCCUCCAUAGGUAGUGGAAUAUAUGUUUCUCCUCUCCAUAAUGCAACGAAACUUUGACAUGGGUUUUAUCUUUGUCUCCCCAAACCAGUCAUUAUGGAGUCCCACCAAUCAAAGAAUCUGAGGGUUAUUUGGAAUCUUCCCUAUAUUCCUUUGAACCAAAAAGACUAAAUAAUAAAUAUAAUAGCUAAAAGAGAUUCUGAUAUUGCCAGAAGUAAAUAUUUUCUGAGAAGCUGAGUCAUAUAUUAAUAGUCCCAUUUUAAAGCUGAAGAAACAAACUGUUUUUGCUUUUCUGGACUUUGUUUCUGUCUUUGGCUCAUGAAACAACAUAAUACCAUCUAGCUGCAUUAAUGUGGUCCUCAUCUUAUUGGACUAGCUGAAAGAAACCCAUGGGAAAGAAUGCAAGUAACAGGGUAAUAUGUUGAUGAAUGCUUGAUUUUCAUGCAAUAAUCCCACAACCAAAGUCUACUAUAUGGAAAAUUGAAAAGCCCACCAUCUUGCCAUAGAUUUUUAAGGGAAAAAAGUGUCACAUGACAUCCCCCCCCCCAUAUAUGAUUGCCUCCCAUAUAUGGUUGCCUCCUAUCUAUGGGUAAAUCAAAAAGUAAUGCUGUCUAGAUAAAAGAAAGAAAAUUCUAGAAAGGGAAAAGUAAGAAUAUUUGUAUAUCUAAGAGAUUUGUUUAACCUCAUUACUGAAAUUUCAUAACAUAAAUCUUUAUUUUAAACUUUACCAAUUUAUCUUCAAUGUAUUUUGUUUAGAUUUUAUUUGGCACUGAGAGGCAAUGUAAUGUAAUGGAUAGAGAACUAGAAUCAGGAAGAUGUGGAUUCAAAUACUGCCUUUAAUACAUACUGGAUACAUGAUUCCAUUUUCUAUUCACCUUUCUAAUAAUUGCAGAGAAGGUGCUGUCUUACAUUGGUAAAGGGAAUUUCUUUAUCUAAAAUAUCUUUAUAGCAAUGAAAUCACAACUCUAAUUGCUAUCCCUGUGUAUGUAGAACUGGAGGCAAUUCUAUUAAUGUUAGUAAUUUAUACUAGUUAGUUAGUAUAUACACUAGAUAUAGUAUCUAUGUUCUGUGAAUUCUGGGUGUUAUAAUAUGGGAGCCACCUGCCCAUGGCUGCUGGAGGUCUAACUCAGACCUGUAG